Molecule: messenger RNA, 1148 nt
Organism: Papaver somniferum (opium poppy)
Lineage: Eukaryota; Viridiplantae; Streptophyta; Magnoliopsida; Ranunculales; Papaveraceae
Exons: 6
Coding region: 165-1148 (327 amino acids)
Source: RefSeq, a predicted model, not a curated record
CUGUUGAUGAAAUACUCCGACGAUUAAUCACUAGAUCGGAGAAGGAGAACAAUCGUUUGUGCAUAAAAUCCAUGAAAUAACUGAUUAAAUAGAAACAAAGAUUCAGAAUCAAAUUUCUUUUGGAAUAAAAAUGGUGAAAGGAAAAAUGAAUCCCCCUAGAAAAGAUGAUACAAUUACAGUUAUUGUUUGCUGAACACACGCCAGCAGGAUUAAUCCCGAAAGUUGAGAACCACGAGGAAGAUAUCCCGAGGGUUGGGAGAUGGGAUAUAUACCAGAUUUCUGAUUACAUUUGGAAAACAGACAUGACACAGUUUUCGCCAACUCCUAGCUUUGUGGCUGAGUUUUCACAGCUUGAGAAGCAGCUGGGUAUAUCAACCGUGGUACCCAGCAAGGACGACCUGCAAAGUUGGCUGAAAGCGCAAACUAUUGAGAAUAGCCAUCUGAAAGAGCAACUGCAAGAAAAGCAAGCAAUGCUUAAAGCAGUGUAUGCAAUUGCAAGAGAAGGGAUAUCAGAAGGGGACCUUUCAGGAACAGCGGAAUUCAAGGUUCACAAAUUUAGUUGCCAAAUUAUGCAAGCAAUGGGUAUUGAUCCUUACAAAGUGACCCAGGAAGAGUUUAUGCAACAUGAAGAUGAUGUACAUGGAGGUACUGAGCAUGGAGCUACUGAGCAUGAAGAAGAAGAGUUACAAUUAGUUGAGACAGAGCAACAAGGAGAUGGAAGUACUGAGCAAGAGAAAGAGAAAGAUGACACUCCACCAAAGAAAAGGCCUGUCGCAAAGCAAAAGCCCACUCCUACAAAUAAUGUUGAUGAGGAGCAGAAGAAAGAUGUUGAAGAGACACCUGUUACGGAUGAGGCACAGAAGAAAGCUGCAGAUGGUGGAGUUGUGGAUGGGGCAGGUGAUGAUGUAGCUGCAAAAGCCGUAGGUGAUGAUGUUACUGCAAAAGUCAAUGAGGAUACACCUGCAACUGUUGGUGACGGUUUGGUUAUGACUGCUCCAACUCAGCCAACUCCUGGAACUUUUGAUGACAGUUCUGCUUCAACACAGUUUGAGGACUCCAUGGUGAUAACUGCUACAACACCGCAAACACAGCCUGACAAUGCUCAGACCUACAGGUUGGUGCAACUAGGAGCUAACCCGAUGAUAUGA